This is a messenger RNA of Chelmon rostratus (copperband butterflyfish), 948 nucleotides long. RefSeq names its product ventral anterior homeobox 1 (gene vax1). NCBI's taxonomy places the organism in Eukaryota, Metazoa, Chordata, Actinopteri, Chaetodontiformes, Chaetodontidae. The record is from RefSeq and is a predicted model, not a curated record. The transcript is spliced from 3 exons. Gene Ontology annotation, molecular function: DNA-binding transcription factor activity, RNA polymerase II-specific; DNA binding. Gene Ontology annotation, biological process: central nervous system development; regulation of DNA-templated transcription; brain development. The coding region runs from base 1 to 948 and encodes 315 amino acids.
AUGGAGGUCAGGUACAACCAAGAGCUGGAAGGGAUGGGGCUGAAGAAUGGACUAAAGAAGGGGAAAGAUGACACGGACUCCCAGGGAAGCUUGUCCAAAAGCUUCCUCAAGGAGCAGCAGGGCUCCUUUUCCCCCUCUGGAACCGUGGACAGCUGCGAGAAGAACAUGGGGAGCACGGGGGACCCGGACUACUGUCGGAGAAUACUAGUCCGAGAUGCUAAAGGCUCUAUCCGAGAGAUAAUCCUGCCAAAGGGUCUGGAUUUGGACCGGCCCAAGAGAACCCGCACCUCCUUCACAGCAGAGCAACUCUACCGGCUAGAGAUGGAGUUUCAGAGGUGCCAGUAUGUGGUCGGGAGGGAACGGACAGAACUGGCCCGCCAGCUGAAUCUGUCUGAAACUCAGGUGAAGGUCUGGUUCCAGAACCGGCGCACUAAGCAGAAGAAGGAUCAGGGGAAGGACUCUGAGCUGCGCUCAGUGGUUUCAGAAACAGCAGCAACCUGCAGUGUCCUCAGACUGCUGGAGCAGGGUCGGCUGCUGACGCCUCCAGGCCUGCCGGGCCUCCUGCCUCACUGUGGCAGCGGCACGCUGGGCUCAGCCCUUCGCCCUCCCUCCAUGGCCAUGGCUGGCAACGGCAGCAGUGGCGGCGGCAGCACCGGCGGCAGCAGCACCGGCGCGGCGGGCAGCAGCCCUCCUCUACCUGCUGUCACCAGCUCAGGAACAGUUGCUGGCCUGCAGAGCUCGCCGGCGGCUCACAGCCUCUUCAGCUUUCCCAUGCCCUCCUUACUCAGUGGCGUAGCCACCCGCAUUUCCUCCAACCCCCUGUCCAUGGCAGGCUCGCUCGCUGGCAACCUGCAGGAACUUUCCGCCCGCUACCUGAGCUCCUCUGCUUUUGAGCCUUACUCGCGGACCAAUGGCAAAGAAUCCAUGGACAAGAAAAUUCUGGAAUGA